Messenger RNA from Ceratosolen solmsi marchali, 1729 nucleotides. RefSeq names its product leucine-rich repeat-containing protein 47. The transcript is spliced from 4 exons. The coding region runs from base 97 to 1683 and encodes 528 amino acids. NCBI's taxonomy places the organism in Eukaryota, Metazoa, Arthropoda, Insecta, Hymenoptera, Agaonidae. The record is from RefSeq and is a predicted model, not a curated record. Gene Ontology annotation, biological process: phenylalanyl-tRNA aminoacylation. Gene Ontology annotation, molecular function: protein binding; phenylalanine-tRNA ligase activity; RNA binding.
CUAAAAUUACUCGGCGAACGAAGUAUCGUUUUCGCGAACAGUAAGAAAGUUGUUAACGUAUUUUAAUAAUCUAUUUCAUACAAUAAACGAAUUGAAAUGGUUGAUAGAUGGUAUGAAAUCACCCAAGCCAUUAAAGACAAUCGACGUGAGUUAAUACUUUCGGGUGAAGAAGUAUCUAGAAAAAUUGCAGAGAAUGGACUUGAUAGUACACUUUUCGACAUAGACACUAUCAAUUAUUUAAAUAUCAGUAAUACCUGUCUUAAUCAUUUGCCAGAUGAACUAGGAAAUUUACAAAACAUUACAAAUCUUGUACUUCAUUCGAAUUUAAUUAAAAAUUUGCCGAAUACCAUUGGAAAUUUAAAAAAAUUAAAAGUUCUUGAUUGUUCACAAAAUGAACUUGAAGAAGUACCAUCAGAAUUGAGGGAUUUACCACAAUUAAUGACUCUAAACCUUAGAUCAAAUCAAUUUAGUUAUUUGCCACCGCAAAUUUCUAACGCCAAGCUGUGCUCUAUCGAUUUAUCAAAUAAUAAAUUUGAAGAAUUUCCAGAUAUCUGCUACGCUGAGUUAAUUCAUCUUGCCGAAGUUAGGUUGAAUAACAAUUUAAUUAAAGUAAUUCCAACAAAUAUAUCAGUUUUACCAUCAUUGAAGCUUUUGGAUUUGGGUGCUAAUCAGAUUUCAGUUAUACCAGGUGAAGUAGCAGACUGUACCAAAUUGAAAGAUUUAAAUCUAAAAGAUAACCCUCUGAAUGAUAAACGAUUAUUGAAAUUGGUCAAUCAAUGUCGUAUGAAACAAGUCCUAGACUAUGUGAGACAAAAUUGUAUCAAGAUUGGAAAUAUAUCAUCAAUUAAUAAUACAAAAUCAAAGAAAGGGAAAAAAAGUUCAAAGAAUCUUGAUAAUGAUAAUAUAGACUCAGAAUUAGAAUUAUGUGUUCAUAAAUUACGUAUUUUAAAAGUACCUGAUACAAAUUUUGUUAUAAAAAUUAUGGAAGAUGUAAAAAAAGUCCGACCAUUUAUUCUUGGAUGCGUUGUUAAGAAUUUGACAUUCACAGAACAGAGUUUUAAGAAAUUUAUCCAAUUACAAACAAGACUUCAUGAAAAUAUUUGUGAGAAACGAAAUGCAGCAACAUUAGCAACCCAUGAUUUUGAUUCAUUGCUCGAUGGAAACUUGAUAUACACAGCUCAAGCUCCGAAUGACAUUAAAAUUAAACCUCUUAUGCGCACAAAGGAAUUUACUGGUGCCGAACUUUUUCAACAAUUACAAACAGAGGCUGAAAAUUUGCGUAAAGAAAAGAAACGUAAUGUCUAUUCGGGCAUACAUAAAUAUUUGUAUCUUUUGGAAGGAAAGCCACUUUACGCAUGUUUAUUGGACUCCAGUAAUCAAGUUAUUUCUUUUCCUCCCAUAACAAAUAGUGAUAUUACAAAAAUGUCUAUUGAUACGAAAAAUAUGUUUGUUGAAGUAACAAGUGCUCUUAAUCAACAAAUUUGCAAGAAAGUAUUAGAUGAAUUUUUAAGAGAAUUAUUAAUUCAAGGACUUGGAUGUGAAAGCAACAGUGAAAAUAAAUUUAAUGAAUUAACCGUUGAACAAGUAAAAAUUGUUGACAUUGAAGGUAAUAUGAAAUCAGUGUAUCCAUCUAGAACCGAUGCAAUUUAUGAAGAUAAAAACCUAUUAGUAAUAAGGCAGUAAUUCAAUUAUAUUUAUAUAUUAAUGUAUAUCUAAGUGUACAAACAUA